Schistosoma turkestanicum is the source of this 3264-nucleotide messenger RNA. Lineage: Eukaryota; Metazoa; Platyhelminthes; Trematoda; Strigeidida; Schistosomatidae. The record is from the annotation of a GenBank genome assembly.
CAAAAACGUUACUUGCCUAACACUGAAUGUUUGGCAUUCAUUAUGUAAUAUGUCAUUUCUAGGCAUUUUUCCCUUGUUUUGCAGAUCAUUAACUUGGAUUUGUGCGAAGGCGUACUAUCCCCAUAUCCUGUACAUAGCGCAAUCGAUACAAGCAUUUUGGGUUACGUUUUUUUACUGAACAAGAGGCUACGUUAGAUUGUUAAUAAUUCGCAUACUUCGCGAUGCAGUGGUCAUCUAAGAAACCAGCGACAAACAACACAACCUUCAAUCCUGAUACUAUCGAUGAUAUCGAUUUAAGUAAUGAAGAUCUUGAACAGGAAUUACUUGAUUUAUUGCAUGAUGAUCCAACCUCUGGGAUUUCUGACGAACCGCCGUGUUUUGAGCAGAAUAAAACAAAUUCUGAUAAAGACGAUGAGUUGUUACUGGCUGAACUGGUGAAAUCAAUGGAAACCGAAAAACCCCCUAAAUCCAAUGUAUCUAAUAAAAUAAAUGGAUUAGAACUCAGUGAAGAAGAUUUUUUUAGCAGUCAUAAGACAAGUACUGGUAGCACUUCCCAGCUCCCCUAUCAAACACAAAAGUUCGAAAAUAGUAAUUUUGGAUCGUCGUUGUUGAAUACUCCAAGAAACAGUGGUUCAACGACGAAUUCUAAGAAUGAUAAAGACGAUGAAUUGUUACUAGCUGAACUGGUGAAAUCAAUGGAAAGCGAAAAAUCACCAGCAUCUAGUAAAUCCAAUAAAAUGAAUGAAUCGGAAAUCAGUGAAGAAGAUAUUUUUGGCAAUCACAAGACAAGUAGUUCAGCGUUAUAUCCAAAGCUGACAGAGGCUUCUUCAAAUAAUGAUACUUUGGGAACUAGUUCAGGAAAUACUGUGAAAUUGGCUACCACUGAUUCAAAGCCAAAUGUUCGUCAAGCUGUAUUGGAUUAUAUCAAUCCAAAAACUUCUAAUUCUGGUUUAGAUUUGUUGAAAAAUCGUCAUAAAGAAUACAAAUUAGCUGCUCUGAAAGCUCGUGAUGCAGGUCAACUAGGCAAAGCAAAAGAAUUAUUAGAAGCAUCAAAAUGUAUUGGUGAAGCUAUUGUGAAUAUAGAAGCUGGCAAAGAAUCAUUUGAUCCAGAAACAGAUCUACCUCCACCACCAUCCGAGUAUGAAUUUUCCAAUGAAAGCAAUUCAAAUGAUGGAACUGUCGCUGCCCAACCAUCAGCUUCAUCUCAACCUGUAAAAUCAACUGUACCAGAUAUCAUGAAAACGUCUAUUGUCUGUAAAGAAAAUAUUUUAGCCCGUAUAACCUACUAUAAAGAAAAAUUAAAAGAAAUUACCAAUGAUGAAUCAAAGAAACGUCGUUACAAUCGUAUCCUUACACGCUAUGAUGAAGGAUUGCGAGCUUGUGAACAUGGAGUUACUUCAUUUGAAUUUGAAGAGUUAGUUCCUCCACCAGGUUAUCCACCACUAACUGAUCGUUCUAAAAUGGGUAAAACUGUCAGUCCAACUGGCAAUGAUUCAAAACCAUCUCUUACAAAACCUACCACUGGACAUAAUGUGACAAAAACUAAAACACAAGCAAUUGUUGAACUAUUAACUAAACGUCAAGAUGAAUUGAAAGAAGCCGCUAAAACUGCAAAACAAUCCGGUAAUAUUGAAUUGGCUAAAACAUACAUACGAUCAGUUCUUGGAAUGAAUCAAAUGAUACAAGCUGCUGAAGCUGGAUUACCAAUAGAUUUGACUCAAUUACCACGACCACCUACACUUACUGAUGCUAAUGCAUCGAAACCUAUAUUAAGUGGAUUAAAAUGUGAUCCACCUGUAAAGUAUGCUGUUACUUUUAAUUCAUUAUCAGGUGAUCAAUUAUAUAAAACCUAUUCAGAAAUAUUAACAGAACAAGAAAAUCUAAUUCAUCAAUUAAUCAAUCAACAUCGUCGUAAUGGUGGUGCAAAUGCACAACCAAUUUUAACCAAAUUAUCUGAUUUACUUAGUGUGAAUACAUGUAUGAAGAAAUUAUUAUCGAAAUAUACUCAUCAGUAUGUAUCGAAUUUGACUGCUUAUUUUGAAUAUGCCAAUUUGCCUAAAUCUAAUAUGAAUGCUGAAUUAGCAGAUGAUAUAUUAGAAAUUAGUAAUAUACAUGGUAUAGCUUAUCCAAUCCCAUCGAAUUAUUCACAUAUUGAUACAUAUGUUGAAAUUGAAUUCAAUUUAACUAAUACUAAUACACCAAUGAAAUUUUCUACAAAUGUAGUUAAAGCUAAUAGUGAACCAGUCUAUAGUCAAACAGUUAAAGAAUUUCAUGUGAAUACUAAAAGUCAUUCAUAUCGACGAUUUGUUCAAAAUAAUCGUUGUUUAAAAGCAACAGUUUAUUACAGUCGUGGCCUAUUUCGAAGUUGGGGUGUUUUGGGUGUCACUGAAAUUCCACUGACUGGACUUGUUCAAUCAGCGACAGUCACUCAUGUUGGUGAUUUGAAAGACGGUCGUAAAGUAGUAGGGGGUCGUCUACAAGUACAGUUAAGACAACGUGAAUCACUUAGUGGAGAAACUGUUGUUUAUCAACAACAACCUUGGCUUUUGUUAUCUGCAUCGAAACAAAUUAAUGAAUCACCUAAACAACUUCUCCAAAUUGAAAAUUCCAAGAAUAGUCCAUCUUCAUUGUCUGCUUCACCUACACUAAAACAAACUGAUUCACGUAGAUCUAUUCGAAAUGAAAAUACACAAAAUAGUCCUGUUACUUCAUUACCAACAAAGCAACCGAAUUCACCUAGACCUAUCAGAGUUGAACAUGCACAACAUAAUCUUGAUUCUCAUUCACCUUCUGUUUCACCAGCAAAGCAACCGAAUUCAUCUAGACCUAUCAGAGUUGAACAUGCACAACACAAUCUUGAUUCUCAUUCACCUUCUGUUUCACCAGCAAAGCAACCGAAUUCACCUAGACCAAUCAGAAUUGAACAUGCACAACACAAUCUUGAUUCACAUUCACCUUCUUCUGUUUCAUCAAAAACAACCAAUUCUACUUCAUCACCAUCGUCUCGUAUUGUUAUCAUAAGAAACACAGAUAAUGCCUAAUUGUUUAAUAAUUCAUAAUAUUACUUCUUUCAGAGAAUUUCAUUCAAAGUGAAUCAUUCACAUGAUGACGAUGAUGAUGUUUUAUUUCUUUUUUUUUGGUUGUUGUUUGUUUAAACGCAUCCAAUAUAGAGAUAUAUUGGAGAUUUAUUGCUAUUGAUGCAAAUAAAUGUACAAUUUAUUUAUUUAAACUAGUUAUUCAAGAGAUACAUGUAUUAAUUUCAAA